This is a messenger RNA of Dendroctonus ponderosae (mountain pine beetle), 681 nucleotides long. RefSeq lists its product as uncharacterized. Bases 1 to 492 code for a protein of 163 amino acids. The record is from RefSeq and is a predicted model, not a curated record. NCBI's taxonomy places the organism in Eukaryota, Metazoa, Arthropoda, Insecta, Coleoptera, Curculionidae. The transcript has 3 exons.
AUGGAACUGCCGAAUCCCGCCCCGAAAACCUGCGAACAGGAAAAAUUGAAAGCCAUGGUGGACAGUGUGAUCGAAUUCAUCACCGCUUCGCGCAACAUGCUCUGUGCCCUCAACCAGCGGCUUAAAGACAGCGCAAGAGCCAAGGAAGACCCGGAAAACAUUCCUAAAUGUAAUCUGACCGGCCGUGAAAGCCUUCACAGUCUGAUAAAACAUCAACCUUUCCCAACCGAUCGAUUCCAGGUUCAUUUGCGCGAUGUCAGUGUGGAAGAGGGCGCCAUCUUAGCCAGAAGUCUGGAAUGCGGAUUCACAGAAGUGGCGGCUUCCGAGCAAAUCGCUCCCGUCGCUGUGGUGUUUCAGGAAUUAUGCCGGGCAGUGCUGGCAUCCAGGCGGAAAUCCAAACAUUCCCUGCUGGAGCGGAUGCUGGGCAGCAGAACGUCGAAUUUGCGCCUCUACGUUCGCGGGAAAAGCGACAGCGCAUUGCCAAAAGACUGACGGCUUUACCUAGAUAAAUGCACAUUUAUAGAUUUAUGUAGAUAAAGCUGAUGUUUCGCCUGCUUUGCUCGGGGCAUCUUCAAGGGAGCCCGUUGUAAAUGCGGGCGCGAACUCUCACUGUACGCCACCCAACUGUAAAUAGUUUAUUGUAAAUGGAAGUGUUAAAAUAAAUGCGUGUUGCCAGUUAAA